UCCUCUCCCACUCCUGGUAGCCCCAAGGGUGAGGUUCCGUUUCUCUCAUCUUCUCCUCUUUAUCUUUCUUUAAACCUCCAGGGCAAUCACUUCUCUUUCUGUGUACAAAAUCUUGGGGUCUAGGGUUAGGGUUUCGAACAGUGAAUCGAGAAUCAGGUUCUGCCAAUCAUCCAUGGCUUCUUCAAGGAAAGAUAUGGAUCGGAUCAAAGGACCGUGGAGCCCCGAGGAAGAUGACUCGUUGCAGAAGCUUGUCCAGAAGCACGGCCCUAGGAAUUGGUCCCUCAUCAGCAAAUCCAUCCCUGGGAGGUCUGGCAAGUCUUGUCGUCUCCGGUGGUGUAACCAGCUCUCUCCACAGGUGGAGCACAGAGCUUUUACGCCCGAAGAGGAUGAGACGAUCAUCCGGGCGCACGCCAAGUUUGGUAAUAAAUGGGCCACAAUCGCUCGUCUCCUCUCUGGUCGUACCGACAACGCGAUCAAAAACCAUUGGAAUUCGACCCUCAAGCGCAAAUGCUCGUCCAUGGUCGAUGACGCCAGCGACGAUGCCCAAGCACACCAGCCGCUUAAGAGAUCGAAUAGUGCAGGCGCCGCAGUGGCUCCCGUCUCUUCGCUAUAUUUCAACAGCCCCAGCAGUCCCUCUGGAUCCGAUGUGAGUGACUCCAGUCUGCCCGUGAUGUCUUCUUCUCAUGUGUACCGACCUGUACCAAGAACGGGAGGGAUCUUACCGCCAUCUCAGCAUCAGCAGCAGCUAGAAACGUCGUCGUCGACGAACGAUCCGCCUACCUCUCUCUGUCUCUCCCUCCCUGGAGCAGAUUCUUGCGAGGUUUCUAAUCAUGUUUCAGGGGGUUCAGGUGGUUCAAGCCAUGAAACAACCCCUAACCAACUACCCACUCCCGUGGCUGUGCCUACAGCCGUUCCGUUGCAACAGUUUCCGCCACCCCAGCAGCAGCUUAAUCAACAUAUACAGUACAACGAUUUCGGAUCAUCGGAGGUUCCUUAUGCGGAGAAACAUUUUAUCCCUUUCAGUCCUGGGUUCCUUUCUGUGAUGCAAGAAAUGAUCAAAAAGGAAGUUAGGAAUUACAUGUCUGGGCUUGAGCAGAACGAGCUGUGUCUACAAGCUGAAGGGAUUAGGAACGUUGCUGUGAAGCGUAUUGGCAUCAGCAAGAUCGAUUAGAGUUAUUUGCGGCGAGGAGGUGAUUAUCGUAGAAGAGCGAUGGAGAGUUGAUUGAAGAUGGAAGACAGACACAAGUGAGACAAAAUAGCCAGAAGAAGUAGAGUAUGGGAGGAACACUAAA
Molecule: messenger RNA, 1292 nt
Organism: Macadamia integrifolia
Lineage: Eukaryota; Viridiplantae; Streptophyta; Magnoliopsida; Proteales; Proteaceae
Product: transcription factor MYB44-like
Exons: 1
Coding region: 173-1171 (332 amino acids)
Biological process (GO): regulation of DNA-templated transcription
Cellular component (GO): nucleus
Molecular function (GO): RNA polymerase II cis-regulatory region sequence-specific DNA binding; DNA-binding transcription factor activity, RNA polymerase II-specific
Source: RefSeq, a predicted model, not a curated record